Messenger RNA from Corylus avellana, 1145 nucleotides. RefSeq lists its product as uncharacterized. The record is from RefSeq and is a predicted model, not a curated record. Lineage: Eukaryota; Viridiplantae; Streptophyta; Magnoliopsida; Fagales; Betulaceae. Gene Ontology annotation, molecular function: calcium ion binding.
UUUGGGAAUAAAGCUAAAAAAGAAGCAUUCCGUCGCGCCCUAUAACCAAAAAAUGUCUUUACUUUAAUGCUUCGAUGAUGACAAGGGAAGCCCAUGUCUAUAUUAUCUUCUGCUCUUGAACCAGUGCCGCCCGCAUAGCAGCUCGGAUUCUCAGUGAAAGCCAAUGGGGAGCGCAUCAUCUACGCUAACUCAAUAUGAUAUUGAGGAAGUGAAGGGGCACUGCAAUAAUCUAUUUUCCCAGCAAGAAAUAGUGUCAUUAUAUCAAAGAUUUUGCCAACUUGAUCGCAAUGCAAAGGGUUUUAUCUCAGCUGAUGAGUUCUUAUCAGUUCCUGAGUUUGCGAUGAAUCCGCUUUCUCAGCAGAGGCUCCUUAAGAUGGCGGAUGGUUUGAAUUUUAAGGACUUCGUGGCUUUCUUGUCAGCAUUUAGUGCUAAGGCUAGUAUGCAGCAUAAAAUUGAGUUUAUUUUCAGAGUAUAUGAUUCAGACAGUAACGGAAAGGUGUCUUUCAAUGACAUGUUGGAAGUGCUUCGGGAUUUGUCUGGUUCAUUCAUGUCUGAUGAGCAAAGAGAGCAAGUAUUGAGCCAAGUUUUGAAAGAAGCAGGUUACACGAGGGAAUCUUAUUUAAUGUUGGAUGACUUCAUUAAGGUUCUUAACAGUUCUGGCCUAAAAAUGGAUGUUGAAGUUCCAGUUGACUAAUUUAAGCUAGCCCUGCUGUCUUAUGCUACAAUUCAAGAUGAAAAUCCGAAAGCUGGAUAGUCAACCGGCAAAUGCAUCCUUGUAUAAUUGGAACCACACACCUGUAUUUAUAUACAUUUUUGUUUUUUUACUAAUUGAUUUGAUAGACAAUAUAAAAUAAAGGAAAAAAAAAUUUCUACUAACUAGGUUGUAAGAAAAUUUCUCUGACCCAAUUUCUAGAAGUGUCAUGUAUCCUUUAGUACGUGAGAAAUACAUGUUUUUUUUUUUUUUUUUUAAUAACAUAUGCUUUUUUAAUGGCAUUAAUAGAAAAAUGUUUCUCACACGGAUAUAUCAUAUAUGGCACUUUCAGAUUGAAUUAGAAGAAUUCUUACGACCAAAUUUUGUAAGAAAUUUAUAUCCUAAAAUAAAGAACAUGUGUAUUUAUUUCAAUAAAAUAUCAAAUGUUUCAUUA